Messenger RNA from Bursaphelenchus xylophilus (pine wood nematode), 475 nucleotides. NCBI's taxonomy places the organism in Eukaryota, Metazoa, Nematoda, Chromadorea, Rhabditida, Aphelenchoididae. The record is from the annotation of a GenBank genome assembly.
AUGGCUAAACAAGGGGACUACCAUGAGGUCAGUGUGACGUUUUACCUUUUUAAAUAUUAUUUUAGUAUGUUAUGUCAAAGGAGGAGUUUGAGAAACCAAUAACUGAUGGCUACGUGAAGAACCUAGCGGAGAUGCCAAUAGAACAACUCAUAGAUGACUAUAAUCCAGGUACUCAUCUUUUCAUAUUAUUUUUAUCUUUAGGACCUACUAAUCCUGAUGGGACAGUAAAUUUUGAGUGCCAUUGUGUGGCUCAUCUUGUGGCCAGUCCUUGUGGCCACGAGUUUCGACAAGCAAUUAGUUGUCAGAAGGCCGCGGAAGACGAUGAGAUGAAGAAUGGGGAAUGUGCGGAUAAGUUCAUUCAGUUCAUGCAGUGUGCCGUCCGAACGCAAUGUUUUAGACGUAGGUCUUGUCUAAAGAUAAUUGAAGUCUAUUAUGUUUAGCAUCAGGCCAAGAUCCCGAAGAGGAAGAAAAAUAG